AUGGCGUUCUCGAGAGCAUGGCUCUCGUCUGUUGCUAUCUUGGCCCUCUUGUCGCUGGUAGCAGUCGGGCAGGCGCAACUGUCUACAACCUUCUACAGCAAAUCCUGCCCAGCAGCAUUGAGCAUCGUAAGCAAACAGGUUAACAGCAUCCUUGCAGCCAAUCCGAAUCUUGCCGGGGGCCUGCAGCGCCUUCAUUUUCAUGACUGCUUCGUCCGAGGCUGUGAUGCAUCCGUACUUUUGGUCUCCUCUUCAUCAACGAAUCAAGAGAUCGACGCCCCACCAAAUAAAAACUCGUUGAGAGGAUUCCAGCAAAUUGAUCAAGUCAAAUCCGCACUCGAGGCUGCAUGCCCCGGCGUUGUCUCUUGUGCAGAUAUACUGGCCAUCGUAGCACGUGAUGCCACCGUCAAGGCAGGAGGUCCAACUUGGCCCGUUCUUCUCGGACGCAGGGAUGGGACGGUGUCAUUGGCGUCAGAGGCCCUGGCGGCGCUCCCAUCACCAUCCAUGAACCUCGGUCAAUUGAUACAAAACUUUGCAGCUGUUGGGCUCAACGCAUCGGACAUGAUCGUCCUCUCAGGAGCGCACACCUUCGGAAGAGCUCACUGCGGUCCCAUCCUCAACCGCUUGUACAACUUCAAUGGAGUGCACGGACAAAUAGACGCGAGCAUGGAUUCGAGUUUGGCAGCCAACCUGAAGAAGCAGUGCCCUCCCAACGACGUCACGACAAUUAUCACCAUGGAUUCUUCUCCAAACGUCUUCGACCGCACGUACUUCAAGCAGGUCAUAGCCAGGGGAGGACUUUUCACCUCAGACGCUGUACUCGCCACCGACUCUAGGACCCUGGCACAAGCGACCAGAUUAGCACAACCAGGCUCCUCGUUUUUCGAGGAUUUCGCAGCCGCCAUGGUGAAGAUGAGCAAAAUCCACGUGUUGACGGGUUCUCAAGGAGAGAUUCGUAAGAAAUGCUCCGUCAAAAAUUAG
Molecule: messenger RNA, 978 nt
Organism: Marchantia polymorpha subsp. ruderalis
Lineage: Eukaryota; Viridiplantae; Streptophyta; Marchantiopsida; Marchantiales; Marchantiaceae
Source: the annotation of a GenBank genome assembly